AUGAUUGGGUCCACGGUAGGCGAGCAGAGCUGCAAACUGAAGGCCAAGUUCAACCUGAAGGGCUACAAGGCUGUGGAGAUGAAGAAGGUGGUGAUCGGAGGGAUGUUCUCCGUGCACAACAGGCUGGCAUCCACCGACACCAACACCUCGUCCAACCCUGUGUCCUCCGGCUGUGAUGGGUUUAAUUUCCGUACCUUCCGCUGGACCCAGACCAUGCUGUUCGCCAUUAAUGAGAUCAAUAAAAAGUCAGACCUGUUACCAAACAUAGAACUGGGCUACGUCAUCUACGACUCCUGCUUCACCAUCUCCAAGGCUGUGGAGGGCACGUUGACCUACCUGACGGGUCAGGACGAGGCUGUGCCCAACUAUCGCUGUGGAAACGGGCCUCCUCUGGCUGCGAUGGUGGGCGCCGGAGGUUGUGAUCUGUCAAUCGCCACAGCUCGUAUCCUGGGGCUCUACUAUUUCCCACAGGUGAGCUACUCUUCCUCAUGCUCAGUGCUGGAGAGCAGGUUUCAGUACCCCACGUUCCUGCGCACCAUCCCCAGCGACGAACACCAGUCGGUGGCCAUGGCUCAACUGGUCCUACGUUUCGGCUGGACCUGGGUGGGCACCAUCGCGGCAGACGACGACUACGGCAAGUAUGGCAUCAAGCGCUUCAAGGAGGUGGUGGAAGAGGCGGGCGUGUGCAUAUCCUUCUCAGAAACGUUACCCAAAUUCAACGCCCCGGAAACCAUCCACCGCAUCGUGCGCACCAUCAUAGACUCCACGGCCAAGAUCAUCGUGGUGUUCUCGUCCGACGUGGACCUGAGCCCGCUGGUGGAGGAGCUGCUGCGUAACAACGUCACCAAUCGUACCUGGAUCGCGAGCGAGAACUGGGUCACGUCGGCGCUCAUCGCCCGCCAGCCCGACGUCAUGUCCGUCCUGGGCGGGGCCAUCGGAUUUGCCGUUCCCAGAGCACACGUGCCAGGUCUGCAGGAGUACCUUCUCAAUAUCGACCCCUACCAGGAUGCUCUGACUGAGGAGUUCUGGGAAACGGCUUUCAACUGCACGCUGAGUUACAGCAAGGCGCUGAGGAACGCCCGGGCGCUGCUGGCUGCAGAGCCAGGAAACGCCACGGCGUCCCGGGUGGCCGGCGGGUUGGCAUUCGGAGGUUUGUGCACUGGGAAGGAAAGUCUGGAGAAACUGAACAACACAUAUUCAGACGUGUCACAGCUCAGGUUGACGUAUAACGUGUAUAAAGCCGUGUACUCGGUGGCACACGCCCUGCACAACCUGGCGUACUGUGUGCCAGGAAAUGGACCGUUUGUGGACGGAACUUGUGCCAAUAUUAGCAACUUUGAACCUUGGCAGCUGAUGUACUACCUGAAGAAUCUGCGCUUUAACGUUCCUCACACCGGGGAGGAGAUCUUCUUCAACGACGGAGAAGUUCCCGGCUUUUACGAGAUCCUGAACUGGCAGAGAGCGUCUGAUGAUGGAGUCACGUACACACACAUCGGCCACUACAACAGCACGGCGCCACCCGGUGAGCGACUCUACAUCGAAAAUUCCUCCAUCGUCUGGCACAACGACAUCAUGGAGACCCCGCGCUCUGUGUGCAGUGAGAGAUGCCAGCCUGGCACCAGGAUGGGUAUCCGGCAGGGAGAGCCGGUGUGCUGUUUCGACUGUAUCCCCUGUGCAGACGGAGAGAUUUCCAACACCACAGAUGCCCGCGGCUGCAUCCAAUGCGACGAGGACUACUGGUCCAACGCCAACCGUGAUGCCUGCGUACCCAAGACCACCGAGUUCCUCGAUUUCGGAGAGGCUCUGGGCAUCACUCUCAUAGUCAUCGCCGUUUUCGGUGCCCUCCUGACCCUGGUGGUGGUGGUGGUGUUCCUGAAGUACCUGAACACGCCCCUGGUGCAGGCCAACGACGCCCUGCUGAGCUUCACGCUGCUUUUGGGGCUGGUGGUCACGUUCCUGAGCUCCAUCGUGUUCCUGGGCAGACCUCAGCUCUGGUCCUGCAUGACCAGUCAGGUGGCGCUGGCGCUGGGGUUCGCCCUCGCCCUGUCGUCCCUCAUGGGCAAAUCGGUGCUGCUGAUGCUCAGGGCGAGAGCCAUCAAAGCCGUGAAGACGGCGGCCAAGGCGGCCAAGGUGGCGGCGGCCGCUUCCGAGCAGAGCCCGGACACGGCGGCGAUAGCGCCCGCUAUACCCCAAAAGAACGACAUCGAUCCAAUCAAACCCCCCCAGCAGAGGGCGCUGAUGAUCGUGUGUACGCUGAUACAAGCCGUGGGGUGCGCCGUGUGGCUCAUCUUGAUGCCGCCUCACCCGGUGAAGAACACCGCCGCCCAGAACAUCAAGAUCAUCCUGGAGUGCGACCCGGGGAACGUGAUCUUCAUCUGCUGCAUCUUCGGCUACGACGUGAUCCUGGCGUUCUUCGCCUUCGUCUUCGCCUUCGUGGCGCGUAAGCUGGAGGAUCACCUCAGCGAGGGCAAGUGCGUCACCUUCGGCAUGCUGGUCUUCUUCAUCGUCUGGAUCUCCUUCGUCCCCGCCUACCUGAGCACGCGCGGGAAGUUCAUGGUGGCCGUGCAGAUCUUCGCCAUCCUGGCGUCCAGCUUCGGCCUGCUGGCCUGCAUCUUCCUGCCCAAGUGCUACGUGCUGCUAAUCAAACCCGACAGAAACAAGGAGGAGCUGUUGGUGCCCAGAGCCAGACCAAAGGACCCCGGGGCCACCGGCAGCAUCUCCACCAUAGAUAAAUAAAUAUAGCUGACUCUCCAACCAGCAUUUCUAAAUCUCAGCUCGGUUAGAAUUAAGAUACGAUCAAAAGAAUUAAGAAAUUAAUUAAAAAUAAAUAAAUAAAUAAAUAAAUUAGAGCAGAAACUUUCUCAAGUGACCCACAUUCU
Trichomycterus rosablanca is the source of this 2879-nucleotide messenger RNA. RefSeq names its product vomeronasal type-2 receptor 1. Gene Ontology annotation, molecular function: olfactory receptor activity; G protein-coupled receptor activity. The record is from RefSeq and is a predicted model, not a curated record. The transcript is spliced from 6 exons. Gene Ontology annotation, cellular component: plasma membrane. Bases 1 to 2736 code for a protein of 911 amino acids. Gene Ontology annotation, biological process: G protein-coupled receptor signaling pathway. Lineage: Eukaryota; Metazoa; Chordata; Actinopteri; Siluriformes; Trichomycteridae.